AUGAACGAGGUGAAGGAGUCCCUGCGCAGCACGGAGCAGAAGUACAAGCUCUUCCAGCAGCAGCAGUUCACCUUCAUCGCCGCCCUGGAGCACUGCAGAGAGAACGCCCACGACAAGAUCCGGCCCAUCAGCAGCAUCGAGCAGGUGCAGAGCUACAUGGAUCACUACUGCAACAACUCCACCGAUCGGCGGAUUCUGCUCAUGUUCUUGGACAUCUGCUCCGAGCUGAGCAGGCUCUGCCAGCACUUUGAGGCCCUGCACUCUGGCACCCCGGUCACCAACAACCUCCUCGAGAAAUGCAAAACCCUCGUUAGCCAAAGCAAUGACUUAAGCACCCUGAGAGCAAAAUACCCCCACGACGUGGUGAACCAUCUCAGCUGUGAUGAGGCCAGGAACCACUAUGGAGGAGUGGUCAGCCUUAUCCCCAUCAUCCUGGAUUUAAUGAAAGAAUGGAUCGCCCACUCAGAGAAGCUGCCCCGCAAAGUGAUGCAGCAUGUGAGUGAGCCCCAGGCACACCACGGAGCCAGCGGGAGAGCCACUCGUCCUGCCCAGGCCACAGGCACCCAGCCUUGGUCCAGAAAACACAAGUGUAGGCAACUCACAAAAGACAGGGGGAAAGACAAAGGAUGUUCCAAACCUCCCUGGAGACCGCCUCGUGGGAAACUGUAA
Messenger RNA from Otolemur garnettii (small-eared galago), 669 nucleotides. RefSeq names its product sperm acrosome associated 9 (gene SPACA9). The transcript has 3 exons. Lineage: Eukaryota; Metazoa; Chordata; Mammalia; Primates; Galagidae. The coding region runs from base 1 to 669 and encodes 222 amino acids. Gene Ontology annotation, cellular component: ciliary base; acrosomal vesicle; sperm flagellum. The record is from RefSeq and is a predicted model, not a curated record.